Molecule: messenger RNA, 558 nt
Organism: Benincasa hispida (wax gourd)
Lineage: Eukaryota; Viridiplantae; Streptophyta; Magnoliopsida; Cucurbitales; Cucurbitaceae
Source: RefSeq, a predicted model, not a curated record
AUGACCUUGGUCACUUCGAAUCCUAAGGAGAUUGUCCCAACAGAAUCCAAUGAGAGACCCAUCAAGGCUGUUUUGGAGGUCGUAGAGGCGAAGAAGCAGCUAGGGACGACCGAAGAGAAGGAGAAGAGAAAAAGUAAAGAAAAAUGUGCGGAAGAUGAUGAAGCCGCCCGACUCAAAAAGGAGAAGAAAGAAAAGAAGAAAAGUGAAAGAAAACAACGCAGGCGGGAAGAGAAGCACCUGAAGAAGGAGGAGGAAAGAAGGAAGAAAGUGGAAAGUCUAGAUUUUGAUGGAGAAUCAACAAUCGCAAGGGUUGAAGAGGGGAUGUCAGUGCAAGCUAGAACAUCAACGCAACUACAAGUUUCAUCACCGCAUACCAGAUUGGUCGCGUCUGAAGACAGAGAAGACCCUAACAUCUCCCCUCUUAUGUGGUGUAGCAAGGAAAAUGUGCCGCAAGGGUCCACAAGCGACCCAUCAUUCUUUCAACGCAUAGUAGAGGAGGAGGAGAAAAGAAAAAGAGAAUUAGAGGAGAUGAAAGAAAAGUUGUCACGUGUGUGCUAA